Molecule: messenger RNA, 2232 nt
Organism: Pistacia vera
Lineage: Eukaryota; Viridiplantae; Streptophyta; Magnoliopsida; Sapindales; Anacardiaceae
Exons: 1
Source: RefSeq, a predicted model, not a curated record
UGAAUAAACCUUUUCGCAAUAUAAAUAGGUUCUCCACUCAAACGUCAUUGACUCAUCAACAUAAACAAACCAUCUUCUGAUCACUGAAACUUUGAAACUUGUGAACCCACGAUAACAUAAACCAAAAAUGAUUUCUCUGUUGGGUCCACCAGAGGUCCACAAAACAGCCCCACAGCCAUCACAGUCUCAGCCACAAGGCCCACAACUACCUUCGGCUGACCGUUUCAUUGAUCUAAUGGUGGCCGAUUUCAACAAAAAGACGGUGGCUGCAACGCCUCCCAUGGGCUUCACCGAGAAUGCUUCACCCACUUUUCUUUCUUCAGGAAACCCUUGUCUCGAUUUCUUCUUCCACGUCGUCCCCAAUACUCCACCUCACGUUUUGACCCACCGACUUAGCUCUGCAUGGGCCCACGACCCGUUGACCACCCUCAAACUUAUCUGUAAUCUAAGAGGUGUACGUGGGACCGGCAAGUCCGACAACGAAGGCUUCUACGCGGCUGCGCUUUGGCUACAUUCGCUCCACCCCAAGACCUUAGCUUGCAACGUGGCGUCGUUUGCGGAUUUCGGGUAUUUUAAGGAUCUCCCAGAGAUAAUCUACCGACUUAUAGAGGGCCUGGACGUGAGGAAAAUACAAAAAGCCGAGUGGAUGCAGAGGAAGGGAAGCGGAAGAAGAAAGUCUCACGAAAAACGUGGCUACAGAGUCAGAAGCAGAGGAGGCCGCAAACAACGAAGAAAAGGCCGCAAAUAAUCGUUGCUUCCAAUAGAUACACGAAUCAAGAACGCAGAGGAAAGGAACAAAAUUGAGAAAGAAAAAGCGAGCAAGUUAAGAAAAGAAAAACGAUUCGUGAUGGCCAAGAAAGUCGUGGAAAGAUAUUCACAUGAUCCGGAUUUUCGGUUCUUGUACGACCGAGUUUCAGAUCAUUUCGCGGAGUGUUUGAAAAACGACAUGAAGUUUUAUGAAGCCGGAAAGUUUAGGAAAGUAAGUCUAGCGGCUAAGUGGUGCCCCUCUAUUGACUCAUCGUUUGAUCGAUCGACGUUGAUUUGCGAGAGUAUCGCAAGAAAAGUUUUUCCCAGAGAGUCUUAUCCUGAAUAUGAAGGGAUCGAAGAGGCUCAUUACGCUUAUAGAGUUCGUGAUCGGUUGAGAAAACAAGUGUUGGUGCCACUGAGGAAGGUUCUUGAAUUGCCAGAAGUGUACAUAGGUGCAAAUAGAUGGGACUCGAUACCGUACUAUAGGGUAGCUUCUGUGGCCAUGAAGUUUUAUAAAGAGAAGUUCUUGAAACAUGACCAAGAACGAUUCAGUAAAUACUUGGAAGAAGUAAAAUCUGGGAAAGCGAAAAUUGCAGCGGGUGCAUUGCUUCCGCAUAAGAUCAUAGCCUCUUUGGACGAUCUUGACGGUGGACAAGUGGCAGAGCUUCAGUGGAAGAGAAUGGUGGAUGAUUUGUUGAAGAAGGGCAAGUUGAGGAACUGUUUAGCGGUAAGUGACGUCUCAGGCAGCAUGACAGGAAUACCGAUGGAGGUGUCAGUAGCAUUGGGUGUUCUGGUUUCUGAGUUAAGUGAAGAGCCAUGGAAGGGGAAAAUAAUUACUUUCAGUGAAAACCCGGAGCUUCAAAUGGUGGAAGGAGAUGAUCUGAAAUCCAAAACAGAGUUUGUGAGGAACAUGAACUGGGGUGCUAAUACUGAUUUUCAGAAAGUGUUUGAUUUGAUAUUAAAAGUGGCUGUGAAUGGGAACUUAAAACCAGAACAGAUGAUAAAAAGACUGUUCGUGUUUAGUGAUAUGGAAUUUGAUCAAGCUGGGAUCAAUCCUUGGGAAACAGAUUAUCAAGUUAUUGUGAGAAAAUACACAGAGAAGGGAUACGGGUCGGUGGUGCCGGACAUAGUGUUUUGGAAUUUAAGAGACUCUAGAGCUACACCGGUGCCUGGAACACAGAAAGGGGUAGCGCUUGUGAGUGGGUUCUCAAAAAAUUUGCUCACAUUGUUCUUUGACAAUGAUGGAGCCAUUGACCCGGAGCUUACAAUGGAAGCUGCCAUCUCUGGAGACAAUGAUGGAGCCAUUGACCCGGAGCUUACAAUGGAAGCUGCCAUCUCUGGAGAAGAGUAUCAGAAACUAGUUGUCGUUGACUGAUUAGAAUAAUAUGAGUCUUUUUUUUCAUGGAAGUGCUAUGCCCAACCAUCUUCAAAGCACUGUUAAAAUAUAUUUUAUUAGCAUUAAUUGACAAUAAAAUCAUUUUUAAU